Molecule: messenger RNA, 1818 nt
Organism: Colletotrichum acutatum
Lineage: Eukaryota; Fungi; Ascomycota; Sordariomycetes; Glomerellales; Glomerellaceae
Product: cytochrome P450
Exons: 3
Coding region: 1-1818 (605 amino acids)
Molecular function (GO): steroid hydroxylase activity; heme binding; iron ion binding
Source: RefSeq, a predicted model, not a curated record
AUGUUUACCUCAGUGCUUGGAGAAGCUUGUCUGAGCGGUAAGGUACGAGAUGCUGUCACAAAGUCCGCAUGGUUUGUCUUCAUCUUGAGCAGUCCCUUCCUUCUCACUUAUCUUUUCACCUCCAUCCGCUUUCUCUGGCAGAAUCAACGGUACGAGAAGCCAAACAGGCGGCCUGCCGUACCUCCAUACUUUAUUCCAGGACUUGGCCAUACCCAUGCGAUUCUCUUCAACGCCGAGAAAUUUCUUCGUCCUCUACAGUACGUAAACACGAUGAAGGUCCACCUCAACAUCAUGUUUGCUAAUACUAGUCCCAGGUCUCGCCUGAAUGGCAUCGUCAUAUCCCUUUCAGCACCUGCAAGUUCGCUUUGCUACGUCCUUCCUGGCGAAGGUGUGCGGUCACUCUUUAAGGGGCCUCGAGAACUCGUCCCAGUACCUAGCAUCUUCGAUGCGUUGACAAUAUUCUUCGGUCUAGAAGCAGUGGACUAUCAUGUGUUCGAACAUGACCAUAUCUCGGCAUUCGAGAGUCGUGACGGCGCAGGAUGCUCCACAUCUCAUCCGGACGCAUCCCGAAGAAUCAUGGAACAUCAACGAAAAGACUUCAUCACUUUUCUGAAUGGGGAGAAUUUGAGGCUUGUGAUGGACAGAUUCUCUUCCAACCUCAGUCAAAGACUCUGGCCACAGAACGCGUUUGUUCCGGACCAAGAUCCCGUCGUCCUUCCUGAUUUGUACAAGUUCGUCCGCGACGUCAUUUUCCGUGCGGAAGUCGAGGCACUGUACGGGGAGCACAUCUUCAGGGUUUGCCCAUCAUUUUGUGAAGACUUUUGGGCCUUUUACGAUGCAUUUCCUGUUGUCUCACGUGGUAGCCCACGAUGGAUGUAUCCCUCCCAAUACCGUACGCGCGACCGCAUAAUCAGGAGUCUGAGCAAGUGGAGGAGCUGGUGCAUCUCUCACAGCAUCAAUGAUGAUGCGGAACCGGGUGACGCUGAAUUUGAUCCUAUCUGGGGGACCCGUUACGUGAGGAACAUGGUCCGGCGCUAUGAGGAUCUAGGGUUCUCGGAUGCCGGGACAUCGAGCGUCAUCCUUGGCUUCUUAUUUGUCACAACUGCCAACACCAUUCCAGCCGCCUGCUGGAUGGUGCUGCACGCUCUCCUGGACCUCACUCUUACGUCCAGAUUAAGACACGAGUCAGGCAUUAGAGACAACAGCGAGGAAACAUCACUAGACUGCACCGCACUAUCGUCGGCUCCGCUCCUAAACUCAGUCUACCGAGAGACAUUACGACUUCACGUUGCCGGCGCUAUCGGCCGCAAAUCGGUCGGGGCUGGUCUCCGUCUCCACGGAGAUUCCUUCUCCACUUUGCCAUCGGGAACCACCGCUUUAUCAGCAAACUGGCUCGGUGGCCUCGACGGAGCCGUCUGGAACACAGGCCGGACCAUCAACGGGGUCUCGGAGCAUUCUCUCGAGUCCUUCUGGGCAGAGCGAUUCCUCGAGUAUCCCGAUGACCCGACAAGCGGCCCGCUUCGGAGAUCUGACUCGGCGAGACACAACUACAAUGUAUCAGAGAAGUGCGUGCGCGAUGAUAUCAAAGCCAAACUGUCCAAUCCGUCAGCGUUGCGAGGGCACUUCUUUCCCUUUGGAGGAGGCGCCUGGAGGUGUCCGGGCGAGACUUUGGCGAAGAACACCAUUCUCGUCUCCGUCUUUCUCAUUCUAAGGGACUUUGAUGUGGAGAUUCUGGACCCGGCGGAUGCGACCAAGGCUCGGUCACAUCAUCGAGCUAUGCCAUUUGGAUCGCAUGCAUUUGAUAGAGAGGCCGCAUGA